Lagenorhynchus albirostris (white-beaked dolphin) is the source of this 8142-nucleotide messenger RNA. It is a transcript of the gene CDH6, whose product is annotated as cadherin 6. Gene Ontology annotation, molecular function: cadherin binding; calcium ion binding. The record is from RefSeq and is a predicted model, not a curated record. The coding region runs from base 250 to 2622 and encodes 790 amino acids. Gene Ontology annotation, biological process: cell-cell junction assembly; adherens junction organization; calcium-dependent cell-cell adhesion. Lineage: Eukaryota; Metazoa; Chordata; Mammalia; Artiodactyla; Delphinidae. The transcript has 12 exons. Gene Ontology annotation, cellular component: catenin complex; adherens junction; plasma membrane.
AGAGCUGCAGUUUCAGCCACGACAGCAAGAACCGCUGAGCGGGCGACCGCAGCGCCGGCGGAGGCAGGAGCAGCCUGGGCGGGUCGCAGUGUCUCCCCGGGUGCAGGAAAGCGAGCAGAGAUAUCCUCUGAGAGCCAAGCCAAGAACAUUAAGGAAGAGAGGAGGAAUGAGGCUGGAUACAGUGCAGUGAAAAAAGACACUUCAAGGAGAAGGGCACCCACUACUCAGAGACUGGACUGUGUCAUCAAAAUGAGAACUUACCGAUACUUCUUGCUUCUCUUUUGGGUUGGCCAGCCCUACCCAACUUUCUCAACUCCAUUAUCUAAGAGGACUAGUGGUUUCCCGGCAAAGAAAAGGACCCUGGAGCUCUCUGGAAACAGCAAAAAUGAGCUGAACCGUUCGAAAAGGAGCUGGAUGUGGAAUCAGUUCUUUCUGCUGGAGGAAUACACAGGAUCCGAUUAUCAGUAUGUGGGCAAGUUACAUUCAGACCAGGAUAGAGGAGAUGGAUCACUUAAAUAUAUCCUUUCAGGAGAUGGAGCAGGAGAUCUCUUCAUUAUCAAUGAAAACACAGGGGAUAUACAGGCCACCAAGAGGCUGGACAGGGAAGAAAAACCUGUUUACAUCCUUCGAGCUCAGGCCAUAAACAGAAAAACAGGGAGACCUGUGGAGCCCGAGUCUGAAUUCAUCAUCAAGAUCCAUGACAUCAAUGAUAAUGAACCAAUAUUCACCAAGGAGGUUUACACGGCCACUGUUCCUGAAAUGUCUGAUGUCGGCACAUUUGUUGUCCAAGUCACUGCAACUGACGCUGAUGAUCCAACGUACGGAAACAGUGCUAAAAUUGUCUAUAGCAUCCUACAGGGGCAGCCCUAUUUUUCAGUUGAAUCAGAAACAGGUAUCAUCAAGACAGCCUUGCUCAACAUGGAUCGUGAAAACAGGGAGCAGUACCAAGUGGUGAUUCAAGCCAAGGAUAUGGGUGGACAGAUGGGGGGAUUGUCUGGGACCACCACAGUGAACAUCACGCUGACGGAUGUCAAUGACAACCCUCCCCGGUUUCCCCAGAGUACAUACCAGUUUAAAACCCCUGAAUCAUCUCCGCCGGGUACACCAAUUGGCAGGAUCAAAGCCAGUGAUGCCGACCUGGGAGAAAAUGCUGAAAUUGAGUACAGCAUUACAGAGGGAGAGGGGCUGGACAUGUUCGAUGUCAUCACCGAUCAGGAAACCCAGGAAGGGAUUAUAACUGUCAAAAAGCUCUUGGACUUUGAAAAGAAGAAAGUGUACAGCCUCAAAGUGGAAGCCUCCAACCCUCACAUUGAACCCCGCUUUCUCUACCUGGGUCCAUUCAAAGAUUCAGCCACAGUUAAAAUUAUGGUGGAAGAUGUAGACGAGCCCCCUGUCUUCAGCAAACUGGCCUACAUCCUACAAAUAAGAGAAGAUGCUCAGAUAAAUACGACAAUAGGCUCAGUCACAGCCCAAGAUCCAGAUGCUGCCCGAAAUCCUGUCAAGUAUUCUGUUGAUCGACACACAGAUAUGGACAGAAUAUUCAACAUCGAUUCUGGAAAUGGCUCAAUUUUUACAUCGAAACUUCUUGACCGAGAAACAUUGCUGUGGCACAACAUUACAGUGAUAGCAACAGAGAUCAAUAAUCCAAAGCAAAGCAGCCGAGUACCGCUGUAUAUUAAAGUUCUAGAUGUCAAUGACAACCCUCCAGAAUUUGCUGAAUUCUAUGAAACCUUUGUCUGUGAAAAAGCAAAAGCAGAUCAGUUGAUUCAGACCCUACGAGCCGUUGACAAGGAUGACCCUUACAGCGGCCACCAAUUCUCGUUCUCUUUGGCCCCAGAAGCAGCCAGUGGCUCAAACUUUACCAUUCAAGACAACAAAGACAACACAGCGGGAAUCUUAACUCGGAAAAAUGGCUACAAUAGACACGAGAUGAGCACCUAUCUCCUGCCUGUGGUCAUAUCAGACAAUGACUACCCAGUCCAAAGCAGCACUGGGACAGUGACUGUCCGGGUCUGUGCGUGUGACCACCAAGGGAACAUGCAGUCCUGCCACGCGGAGGCCCUCGUCCACCCCACGGGACUGAGCACGGGGGCUCUGGUUGCCAUCCUGCUGUGCAUCGUGACCCUACUAGUGACAGUGGUGUUGUUUGCAGCUCUCAGGCGACAGCGGAAAAAAGAACCUUUGAUCAUUUCCAAAGAGGACAUCAGAGACAACAUUGUCAGUUACAACGACGAAGGUGGGGGAGAGGAGGACACCCAGGCCUUUGAUAUCGGCACGCUGAGGAAUCCCGAAGCCAUAGAGGACAGCAAAUUACGCAGGGACAUUGUGCCCGAAGCCCUUUUUCUACCCCGACGGACUCCAGCAGCUUGUGAUAACACCGACGUCCGAGAUUUCAUUAACCAAAGGUUAAAGGAAAAUGACACGGACCCCACUGCCCCGCCCUACGACUCCUUGGCCACCUUCGCCUACGAGGGUACCGGUUCGGUGGCCGAUUCCCUGAGCUCGCUGGAGUCGGUGACCACGGAUGGAGACCAGGACUACGAAUACCUUAGUGACUGGGGGCCUCGGUUCAAAAAGCUCGCAGAUAUGUACGGAGGGGUGGACAGUGACAAGGACUCCUAAUAUGUUGCCUUUUUCAUUUUCCAGUACGACACUGAAACAUGUGAAGUGGCUCUUUCUUUCUAUUUAUCCACCGCUCCGUGAAGGGUUCUCUGUUCUACCCGUUCCAAAAGUUAAUGGCUGCAGUCCGUGCGGAUCCAAUGUUAGAGACUUUUUUUCUAGUACACUUUUAUGAGCUUCUGAGAGGCAAAUGUUUAUUUUUUAGCGCAUCCAGUUAACCAUGUCAGCCCAACAGGCACCGUGCUGGAGGAGAGGAUGGGGAGUAAUCCUUUCCCCUGUUCUCUUAGUGCAGGUUUGGAACAUGCUCGAUUUCACUGGCCUGGUCUCAUAGUACAUUGCAUUGACUCAAGGUCAGCUGACUGCUCUGUACAUUUCACAUGCUAAUGGGAUAAGGGAUUAUACUUUAUAAGAAUAUAGUUUUAGUUAAAGAAAUGAAGGAGGAACCACUGCUCCUGGUAUAUCAGCUCACAAGGAGAUGAUGAACUAUAUAUGGGUGUGUAUUUCUGUUACAAAGAAUUUCAAAUGAUAUUUGCCAGUCCUGUUUAUCCUUCAUGAUCUUUUUUCUGGCACCAGUGACUAUUCAAAACAUCAGAUCCACCAACGUUUUGAGAUUCGCCUUCUUCUUUAGGAAAUGAUGCCAAUUAAAUGGUAACAUUCAAAGAUAACCAAAAAAAAAAAAAUCUUAAUAAGACCUCAUUCCUUGCCACUGACUCAUAAUUUGUUAUAUAUUAGACAUACAAAAGUUUGCCCUUGCACCAUAUAAAGGGAAAAGAAAAAUAGAUAAUCAAUGUUAACAAAGGAAAUAUUCAGCAUAUUUUAAAGUUUGGGCCACCAAAUGUAUCAUGGAUCACCUGAAAUUAUUUCAGCCAUCAGUAGGCUAAUUACAAAUACGUCUAAAUUGUUUAGAAAGUUCUUGAAGGAACUUUUCUGAGACAAAGUUUAACUCCUUGUCUGUAAUUGUCAGUAUUAUUCUAAUCUACUUGAAAGUAGCAGUGUGAAGUACAAUAAUUCAUAUUCUUCAGAUACGUCUUAUACAAUUAAGUUGCAUUAGUGAAGGUAGAUUAAAUAAAACUCAGAUCCCUCUCUCAGAGUCUAAUGGGGAGGUAAGAGCCAGUCACACUUGAACUUGACACCCUGCCCUUCACAUUUGGAAAUAUCCGUAUAUUUAUAUAACACGAUACAUAUAGAAGAACACUGAAAUCACGGUGAAAACCUACAUAUUACAUGUUUGGAAAACACUUAAAAAGGGAAAACUUGGAUUCCCUUCAACAAGGGUGCUUAAGAUUGUAAUUAAAAUGAUAGCUGACUUUCAAAAGCAUUAAAAUUUUUUCAUUGUUUUUAACUUUGUUCCCACGGCAAUCCCUGCCCUCAUCUUUGAACGAAUGAUAAAGUAAUGGUCUCAAACUGCAACAGAAAAGUAAUGUACAAUCCAUCAAACCCAUUAUUUCUCUAAUUAUGCAAUUAGCAUCAUAGUUAUCGUCCAGAGGACCCAACUGAACUGAACUAAUCCUUUUGGCAGGUUCAGAUCAUUUAUUUCAUAUGCUAUUCUAAUGAUUUUUGUCAUUAGACUCUUACAUUGUGCAGUCAUCAGAAAUUUCCAAAGUACUGUAACGAAACAUCCUUGUUUUGAAAACUUGGAAAAAAACAGACUCUGUAUGUAUAUAAUAUGUACUUAAGAAUACGCUGACUUCAAUUAUUAGUCUUAGGGAUUUAUUUUCAAUUAAUGGUAAUUUUCUACAGAUAAUCUUAGUGCCAUUUCCAUUUGGGGAUAAUGUCCUAUCAGCACAUACUUUCUAUUUGGAAACACACUGUUGUUUAGUAGUUAAGUUCUAAAUAGGUUUAUUACCCAGGAAGUAAAGACAGCACCUUUAAAAUAAGAGAAAUAUAGUCUUUGGGGUUACCCAAUGAGAGUGAAAAUUUUUUACAACCAUAUUAUUCCUUGUGUUUCCUGAAUGGAUGGACUUCCCUGUAUACUAACAAGUAUUUCAUGGUUGGGCUGUUUCCUGCUUACAAGGUUUUCUUUUCUAGUUCUUCACACACGCACAGACAUACACACACACAGGAACGCAGACAAAAUACUACAGGAGGGCUUCACUGUAAUGAGUCGAUAUAUAUCAUAGUCACAGGUAAGUGUUGAAAAAAAGAUAGCUUAGGAAAGUUAAUUAUAAGAACUAGUUAUUUAUAGCAAUAGAACAGCACCUUAAUCACACAAAUUACUGUAAAAUUUAAGAGCUCUCUAUCCUUAUAUUUCAUGUCAUGUAAUAAAGUAUAUCAAGAAAGAUAGUCCUGUAAAAGAAAAGUAUCAUCAGAAGUCUUCCUUCUAAAAUUUUGGCAUUAAUUGGAAUGUGUGUGGGUUGACGCCAGCAACUUCCAUGUUUAAGGGUAAGGUUUACGCUUUCCUCCUAAAGUGAAAGUAAGAAGUUCUGUAGUGGAACUUCUGAGGUGUAAUUGGAAGUUAUCUUAUUCCACCCUGAAGAUGGGACAGUUAUACCAAGAGCAAGUUAAUAUGACUAAGUACAUAACUGUUAAAUCUCUUACCACAAAAGCUGAUGAUGAAGUGAAUCUCUAAGAAGUUGGAUAGAUUGGAGCUGAAUAUUUUGCACAAGGGUCCUAUAAAUGUCAAGACUGAGUAACAUUUUCCUAAAAUUAAAGCUGCCUGAUGUCGUGGAAACAAUAAGAGCCAUAGUUCCAUCAUUCUGUGCUGGUCUCACUUCCUUCCACCAAGACAUCCGGUCAAGAACCUGGGUUGACAUGAAUGACUGGAGAAAACAUUAGCUUUCAGCUCAGUUUUCACACUGUCUCUGUCCUGAUAUUAGAUGUUUGUGAUGAGAAAGAAGGAAAUUGAGAAGAGGUAAAGUUGUUUUAAUAUUUGCUUUAAUCACUGAGAAACUAAAAUUCAUUAAGUAUAGGGAGAUUGCCUUUGUGGGUUGUUUCAAGAACUUUGAGGCCCUUCUCACUUUUUUUUUUUUUUUUUUGCCCUCUAUUCAAAGGGGAAAGUUUCUUCAUCACUGAGAUGUUCCCUAGAAUAAGCUGAAAUUUUGAAAACAUUAAGCUAUUGUGCAUAAGUUUAAAGCCCCUUCACUUCAUGGCACUUUCUUCUGAAAGGCCUGGAAAACACUCAUUCCCAAAUAAAAGACUAAAUCAAAUGAGGGAGAAUCAAAAUUGGUUUCAUAGAGCCAUAAGAGAGGGGACCUGGGCCCAGAAAAUAUAUGUUUUUGUAAGAGCUUUCCUAGCUUUACAGUUUAGGUGCCUAUAGGGAGGUUUGGAUACAAAUCAACUCCAUUUUCAGAUGGAAUAACACCUGGUGUUAUAUUCUAACUCAGUAUAAAAAUUUUGGUUUAGUGUUCAUUUUUCAGCUCCCAAAAAGUUAUACAAAAAGUUCUUAUAAGUUGAAUCUCUAUCUUAGAAGCAUCCAAAUUUUAUGGAUCCAAACUAACUUCAGAAUGUUUUCAUUCAUUUCACUUUUAGGUAAUUUUUAAAUUUAAACAUUUAAGUGAUACAUACGUUUGAGGUGUUCUGAUUUGCUAAGCAAUACCUUAUACCAAAUGCUUUGUCUUGAAAUGGGUAUUUCACUGGAGAUAAUCAUGUAUAAACUACGAAUUGGGCAUUCCUCAAUUCUAUAUACUUGAGGACCAUUAAAAAAGUAUGCAGUUGAAAGGAAAGAAGAAACUUGAUUCCUGGGCACAAACUAAAUAUUUAAAGCAGGUACAGCUAAAUUCAUUUUCCCCAGAGACUGAACGAACCACCAAAUAAAUUAUUUUUUCAUAGUCACUAGUGUUGAAGUGGUGUAAUUACUUUGGAAGAACACUAAAAAGUCAUGAUCUCCACUAUUUUGAAAGGUAUCCUCUGGAAAGGAUCAUUUUAGUGUAAUUUUAUUCUUUUUUUUUUUUUUUUGGCCUAGAGGAAAUCUUUUUUGAAUUGUGACAGGAGAUUAAAAAUCCAAGCAGUCUACUAUUACCACUACAACCCAGCCUCCUUUAACAGAUAAUAAGAGUGGAAAGAUUAAGACUUCGUGUGUGCAUCUUCAGGAAAAUGAACUAUUUCCUGAGGUCUGACAGCAGCUUUCUUUUCUAGAGAAUACAAAAUUACAGUAUCAUCUCCUUAAAAGUUCAGUGAUUCUUACGGUUGCAGCAUUUUUAAUCUCCCUUUGGCAUCUUUAUGGGAUAAUUUUCUAAAGGGAUAAUUCUCUACUAAAAAAUAUCGGACCCCGACCAUAUUUUCUGUGCAGAGCAAUACAUUGACUCACACACUUGUUAAAAGUUAAUAAAGAAAUAGUUCAUUUUUAAAGCCAGAAGUUUAUGGUCUCUGCAUUGUCAAUUUAAUUUAAGCAUUGCUGAGACAAUCUUUAAUCUACUCCCCAUUUGGUAAUACCUUAUUUAUGAUGCAGUUUCAUUUUUUAAUUUGGGGGGAACGUUUGCCCGACAGAGCCAGCAGAUGAAAGUGCUGAAAGGAGGUGAAAUGGAAACAAAGCCUAUUACCCACUGUAUUUCAGACAGGACCAGGCACUUAGUCGAAGAGCCACUGGGUUAUUAGAUUAAUUUCAAAAGAGCUUUUACAAGUUGCUUAAUUCCCUUUUUUAAAAAACGCAUGGACCACAAACUCAAAUUUCUCCUCAAAUGGGGUUAAUCCGACAAAUGAGGCAUGGACCCAGCGUUGUGGAAAAAGCAUUCCACUAUAAUGAGAUCUUGGUCUUUCUUGCAAGACUGUGCUAUUUAUGUAAAUACGUCUAGAGGCACCUGCUAUAAGCUUUUAGUUUUCUAUGAUCUAUUAGUUUAGUGUUUAUUAAGGAAUCAUAUGUAUAGAAUUACUAGGCAUUCAGGAGGAAUGCUGUGUAGCAAACGAAAACUGAUCUGCUCGGGAGAAACACAGGAGCGAUUCAAAACCACUGUACUAUUUUGUUUGUGAUUAUUUUCAUUGCUUUGAAAGUAAACUGCAUAAGAAUAGGACUUAAAAUAAUUGCUAUGGGCAUCUUCAGUAGUACCAAGCUAAGGCAACAUGGCAUUCUCCUACAGUGAUUUGUGAUUUUAAACCCCCAAAAUAAAAGCUUUUUGGUAUUGAUUGUUUUUAAUUAAAAAUACUCCCAAGUAUAAAUUGAAGCUGAUACCACCCUGGAAGAUUUACUGACUGGAGUGCUCAGUUCAUGUGGUUUUUCUCGGUAUCGCUCGUGUCUUUGGCAACAACACCUGAUGGAAACAAUCACUGCUCAGCUUUCAUCCACAUUUCUAGCUAGGGAGAUUUUCAUAACUUCACAGUUUACAUGAGAAAGUUUUCUGUAUUAGAAGAAUGGAGUUGAGACAAUUACCUUAUAGCUCAGUGUGGUCGGGCCUUUUGUUGUAGUCAAAUGGCAAAUACACGCUCCUUGAAAUGGCUUCUUUUAUUUUCCUUUGUUUUCUUAGACGUAAAAAUUUGAAAAGAAUGCAAUUUAAAAAGUGAUUUCUCACAAAGAGUAAAUAUGCCUUUUGCAAAUCAAUUUUUGUAACAAGUUAUUUAUAUGAUAUUACUUAAUAAACUGGUUUUUUCUAA